CAAUUUACGGCUUGACAUUUCUUGUUAUUGUUUAGGUGGAGCGAAAGUAAAAAUUUAAAAUUUGAAUAGUUCAAAACACAAAACAGAGUUACCGUAUUCGUUUAGAUAGAUAGAUAUCAGUAAAAUGCCGUCAAUGAAAGUGGAAGGUGACAGCGAUGGAGAUGGUGAUUUGUCUGGCGGUGACACAGAAAGGUCUGGGGGUUCUUCCCGCGGGCCAGACCGUGACUCCAGUGCUGAAGAGGCAGACGAGCCAGACUCCGAUGAUUCCUCUGAAAUGGAUGAGAGUGAAUGUGAGAGGCGUCGCAACGAAUGCCUCGAUAACUUAGCAAACCUGGAGCACCAAUUCACAGUGCUGCGGGAACAGUUGUUCAAUGAGAGGAUCAAGGAUGUGGAGUAUCAGCUCGCUGAGGUGCGGGGAGGCCGCUCGCCGGAGUACUUGGGGCCGUUAAGGCGCUUGCAAGAGAAUAUGAGGAUAAGAAUCGAGGUGGCCGGCAUCUUGAAGCAGAUGCGCAUAGACAAUAUAAAGCAUAAGUACGAGGCUGAGGAGCAGGCAGCCCACCAACAUUUUCAGAGCGAAAAAUGGCUAGCCUACGAGAUGCUGAAAGAAGAAAUAUUGGAGAAGAUUCGUAAAAUCGAAGAGGAGAGGCACACGGUGGACCUCUGGUCGUGCGGGGCGGAGUGGGGGAGGAAGCGGAGGAAACGGCAAGUCACCGUCUCCCCCCCAUAUGUGGUGUACAUGCUACCCGACGCUGAUAUCAUGGAGGACUGGCGACUAGUGAGAAAACUUUUGGAGCGAGCUGAUUAGGUUAAUAAAGAGUUAUUUGUGUA
This is a messenger RNA of Zerene cesonia (dogface butterfly), 828 nucleotides long. RefSeq names its product breast cancer metastasis-suppressor 1-like protein (gene Brms1). The transcript is spliced from 4 exons. Gene Ontology annotation, biological process: negative regulation of transcription by RNA polymerase II. The record is from RefSeq and is a predicted model, not a curated record. The coding region runs from base 125 to 805 and encodes 226 amino acids. Gene Ontology annotation, molecular function: histone deacetylase binding. NCBI's taxonomy places the organism in Eukaryota, Metazoa, Arthropoda, Insecta, Lepidoptera, Pieridae. Gene Ontology annotation, cellular component: Sin3-type complex.